Molecule: messenger RNA, 3187 nt
Organism: Selaginella moellendorffii
Lineage: Eukaryota; Viridiplantae; Streptophyta; Lycopodiopsida; Selaginellales; Selaginellaceae
Product: eukaryotic translation initiation factor 3 subunit A
Exons: 13
Coding region: 76-3072 (998 amino acids)
Biological process (GO): formation of cytoplasmic translation initiation complex; translation reinitiation
Cellular component (GO): eukaryotic translation initiation factor 3 complex, eIF3m; eukaryotic translation initiation factor 3 complex, eIF3e; multi-eIF complex
Molecular function (GO): mRNA binding; translation initiation factor activity
Source: RefSeq, a predicted model, not a curated record
UUACCCCGCCUGCCCUAAGGGUUUUGAGCCCUAGUAAGGCUGCUGGUGUGUUCUUCGUAGCGGGGGCGCGGCGCCAUGGCGACCUUCGCCAAGCCAGAGAAUGCUCUCAAGCGAGCGGAAGAAUUGAUGAAUGUGGGGCAAAAGGCGGCUGCGCUCCAGGCUCUCCACGAUCUCAUCACCUCCAAGCGGUAUCGGGCGUGGCAGAAGCCGCUGGAGAAGAUUAUGUUCAAGUACGUGGAGCUGUGCGUGGACAUGAGACGCGGCCGAUUUGCAAAGGAUGGUCUCAUCCAGUACCGCAUAGCUUGCCAGCAAGUGAACGUGAGCUCUCUGGAAGAGGUGAUCAAGCACUUUAUGCACCUUUCCAGCGAGCGGGCGGAGCAAGCCCAGGCCCAAGCGGAGGCUGCCGUGGUGACUUUCGAUGUGGAGGACCUUGAGGCUGAGAAGACUCCGGAGGAUCUGAUGCUCAGCUACGUGAGCGGUGAGAAGGGGAAGGAGAGAUCCGACAGAGAGCUCGUCACGCCGUGGUUUAAGUUCUUGUGGGAGACUUACAGGACAGUGCUGGAGAUCCUUCGCAACAAUUCGAAGCUGGAGAGCUUGUACGCUAUGACUGCUCACCGUGCGUUCCAGUUCUGCUUGCAAUACAAGCGGACUACUGAGUUUCGCCGCCUUUGUGAGAUCUUGAGGAAUCACCUGGCUAAUCUCAACAAGUACAGAGACCAGAGAGACAGGCCGGAUUUGACGCUUCCGGAGAGUUUGCAGCUUUAUCUCGAUACUCGUCUAGAACAGCUGAAAGUUGCAACGGAGCUCGAGCUCUGGCAGGAAGCAUUUCGAACGAUAGAGGACAUUCAUGGGCUAAUGUCGAUGGUUAAAAAAUCUCCGAAACCUCAGAUGAUGGCUAUCUACUAUGCUAAAUUGAUAAAGAUCUUCUGGGUUUCUCAAAGCCAUCUGUACCAUGGUUAUGCUUGGUAUAAGCUCUAUAAUCUUCAAAAGAGUUACAACAAGAACCUCACUCCGAAGGAUCUGCAACUGAUGGCUUCAUCCGUCCUGCUCUCGACAAUUUCGGUUCAACCGUACGAUAGAAAGCAUGGAGCUCAUCAUUUCGAACUCGAGAUUGAGAAGGACAGGAACGUGAGAAUGGCUAACCUUCUCGGGUUCUCGUUGGAUCCUAAACGUGACAACCGCGAAGCGCUAUCCCGCUCUGCUUUGCUCUCUGAUCUGAUAUCCAAAGGAGUGUUGACGUACGUCCUGCCUGAGGUGAAGGACUUGUACUGUUUGUUAGAAAACGAGUUCCACCCUCUGGAUCUUGCCACGAAAGUGCAACCUCUUCUCGCGAAGCUACCUAAGCUUGGAGAUAAGCUUUCAGCAGCUUCUCCAGUUCCCGAAGUUCUUCUUGAGGAGUUUAUUCCAGCAUUGCAGAACCUUACUACGUUGAGAGUUUUGCAGCAGGUUUCGCAAGUGUAUCAGACGAUGCGAAUCACAAACCUCAGCAACAUGAUACCUUUCUACAGCUUUACUGUGGUUGAGAAGCUUGCUGUAGAUGCUGCAAAGUACAAUUUCGUUCAGAUGAAAAUUGAUCACGGGAAGGGUGUCGUUCAUUUUGGCAGUCAGGAUCUAGAGUCUGAAAAGAUCAAAAACCAUCUUACAAUUUUGGCGAAGCGACUUAACAAGGCCAUAGGUCUCAUGCAACAACCUACUAAAAGACCCGAACAACGUUUCUCUGAGCUUCUUUCCAUUGUGGAAAAGGACCAUAAGCGACUUUUGGCCCGUAAAGUGAUCAUUGAGAAGAGAAAGGAGGACCAGGAGAAACAAAUUUUAGAAGCGGAACGCGAGGAGGAAAUCAGAAGACAGCAGAAGCAAAAGAGUCUCGAGGACCAGGAAAGAUUAAGGUUGCAGCGGGAAUCCGAGCAAAGGGUGGAGGAAAGAGUAAAGAGGGAAAUUGAGGAGAAGGAGAUUGAAGAUGCGAAACUUCUGUUGGACAAGCAGAAGGGAAGGCUCAAAAAGAAACCGACUGACCUGGAUAAGCCGAAAACGAAAGAGGCCAUAAUGCAGCAAGUGCUCUUGGAUCAAAAGAAGGAGCGCGAGGAGCUAGACCGUAGGCUCCAAAAACUUGCGAAGACAGUGGAUCAUUACGAAAGAGCAAAGCGUGAAGAAGAGCGCCCUCUGAUUCAAGCUAUGUACUUGAAGCGCCAAGAAGAUGAUCGAAUUUAUUUCGAGGAGCAGCAGAAGCUGGCCGUUGAGCAGAGUAGGCUGCAACACUCCGAAGACCUCCGUGAGAAGGAAAGACUGCUAAGAAUGCAACAAGAUAAGGAGGAUGUUCAAAACGAGGUUUCGAGCCGCCGCAGAGGUGAAUUUGAACGCCAGAUGAGAAUUCGAGAGGAAAGGAUUGCAGAGGAGAGAUCCCUGCGGAGGCAAGAGAGAGAACGACGAAGGAAGAUGGAGUACUAUCGCAUCCAAGAGGAGGCGCGCCUCAUGAGACUGAGAGAAGAGGAGGAGGCUCGCAGGAGACAAGAGGAGGAAAGGCGUAAGGUGGAAGAGGCCGAGAGGAAGGCCAAACUCGACGAGAUGGCCGCCAAGCAACGGCAGCGAGAAGCGGAGGCGGAGGAGAAAGCCCGCAAGGAACGCGAGGCCCUGACCGAGAAGUCGAGCCUCUUCACCCCAACAAGGAGAGAGGGAGGGGCGCCGCCACCGUCUUCGUCGUCUUUCGGGCUCCCGCGCUCGUCUCAGCCAUUCAGAAGCGGCGCACUGGACUCGUCCCGUUCGUCGCGCUUCGACGACAGGAGGGAGAAGGAGCCACCGCCACCUAGAGAUCUCCGGGACGAGAGGAGCCGGGACUACGAGCGGAGCCGAGACCACGAGAGGAGAGAUUAUCCGGGGCCCGAGAGAAACCCGGGGAGAGACUACCCGAGAGAGCCCGAGCGGAGAGAUUUGCCAGCGCCAGCCCCGGCCCCGACUACGACUGAGCCUCCAAAGCCUGGUAAGUAUCAGCCACCGUCGAGGAGGAAUCCACCGCAGCAGCAGCAGCAGCAGCCCCAGCAGCAGCAAAGCAGCGGCUACUCGUCGAGAAGGUGGUGAUAGGUUUUGGACGAAAAUAAGAGAGUUUUUUUUGGUCCUUUGUUUUUGUUUCGAAUGUUGGGACGUCUUUCUUCGAGCUUAAUUCAAUUCCAACUAAGUACCUAAAAAGGUUUUA